CCACCACUUUCUCUCUCUACUGUAUCUUCAAGGUGUAGAGAGGGAGAGGGAGAGGGAGAGGGAGGUACAUUUGAGGAAUGAGUAAAGCAGGAAUAAUGCAGUCACUGUUAGGUUAGUUCCUCGAGAAAAAGAUUGUGCUGCUGCUGCUGCUCACGACGGGAGUUCAAAAAAAAAAGAACCACUCGAGAAGGAGGAGGGGGGGGGGGGGGCGCGAUUCAUCGGAGAGCAGUGCCGGAGCUGGGAUCUAGGGGUGGGGAUGUGUGUCCUGCUAAAUGAAAAGGUGGAGGAUAAAUUGAGUAGAUAAAAGCCCUGGAAGAAUGAAAUCGGAAAUGCCUCUCGAUCAUGCCGUCUUCCAGCUAUCGCCAAAGCGUUCACGGUGUGAAUUGAUUGUUUCUAGCAAUGGGAAUUCUGAGAAGCUGGCAUCGGGUUUAGUAAAGCCAUUUGUAGCCCAUCUAAAGGUUGCUGAAGAGCAAUUUGCCCGGGCGGCGCAGUCGAUAAAACUUGAAACGAGGAAGCAUAAUAAUGGGGAAACAUGGUUCACAAAGGGAACUCUUGAGCGGUUUGUUCGCUUUGUUAGUACUCCAGAGGUUAUGGAACUGGUGAAUACAUUCGAUGCAGAAAUGUCUCAAUUGGAAGCAGCUCGAAGAAUCUAUUCGAUGGGGUCUGGGGAUCAAAAUUCUGAUGCCUCAGGUGGCGAUGAAGCAGGAAUCGCAGCAGCUGAUGCAACAAAGAAGGAACUUCUGAGGGCUAUUGAUGUAAGGCUUGCCGCAGUUAGGCAGGACUUAACCACUGCAUGUACUCGAGCUUCUGCCGCUGGUUUUAACCCUGACAGUGUCUCUGACCUCCAACUCUUUGCAGAUUGCUUUGGAGCUAAUCGACUGAAUGAAGCUUGCUCCAAAUUCCUGUCGCUGUGCCAAAGAAGACCUGACCUGCUCCCCUUGUGGAGGUCAGGCGCUGUUGAGAGAGGAAUCAGAUCUUCAUGUGAAUCUGACAUGUCCCUUGAUGAUCCCACAGAAGAUCAAACUGCACCAUCUCAGCCCCUGUUAGUGCAUUCAAACAGACACUCGAUUGACCAAGAGCUAUGUGCUGCCCAAACUGUGGGAAAGCAGUCAGACCAAUCAAAAGCCUCCACUAGUCAACAAACCAAGGCCUUCACUACAUUUCCUACCCAAAAUGAUAAUUCGAAUGAGAAAGACACAGAAGCAAAAGAGAAAAAAGAUGAAGAAUCACCAACAAUCCAGGUAAGUCAACCGGGUAGGCGGCUCAGCGUUCAGGACCGCAUAAAUCUCUUUGAAAGCAAACAGAAGGAGAAUUCUACCAGCGGUAGUGGUAGCAAACCUUCUGCGGGCAAGUCUAUUGAGCUGAGAAGGCUCUCCUCUGAUGUUUCGUCGGCACCUACAGCAGCUGAGAAGGCUGUGUUGAGGAGAUGGAGUGGUGCAAGUGAUAUGAGUAUUGACUUGACUGCUGACAAGAGAGAGAACAAUGGCGAAAGCCCUUUGUGUACGCCCUCCUCAACUUCUAUUUCUCAGGAAAAAUGUACUGUUUUUUCUGCUUUGUCUGAGGAUAGAGACCAAAAGGUUUUAACUGAUAGCACCGGUUCUUUUAAAAGUGAUAGUAAGAGUGACUUGGGUAAAUUUGGCGAUACUGGACAGAAAGAGCAUGCUGAACUGCAGACCCCUGUCUGCUUAUCAGGAAAAGAAGAUGAGACAGUUGGUGGAAGCACCAGUCUGAAGGAUCUAGCAAGUUCAGUGACCCAAACUAGGCUCUUUACUGGUAGGGUACAGCAGAUAGGGGUAAGCAGUCUGGAGGGUGCAGAAGAAAAGGUUAACUCCUUAUCUGGAGGUGAAGGUGGUAGAAACAUAGAAUUGGUGGAUGCUGAGGUGCAACUGGUGGGCUCUGCAUAUAAAAAGGAAGGAGCUGGGAUGAAAAACCAGGCUGCUCCCAAGACUAAAACUGGAGGUUCUCUGAGCAGGGUUGGGGAUGUGACAUCCAAAAGUAGAAGUGGGAAUGGAAUAGAUGAUCCGGCCAUAAAAGAUCCACCACAGGUUAAAUCCCACCCUAGGGGUUUCCAUGGACAUUCUCGAUCUUUUUCUGGGCAAAUUGAAGGGGGCAUAGGACUUAAAGCUAGAGAAAUGCAAGAAAAAGGAAUAAGUGGGGAUCAAUUGACAACACAACCAAAAUGGAGAUUCUUUACUGGGGAAUCUGAAGAAGCAGCUACGGACUUGGUGGCACCUGUGAAGGUGCAAACCAUGGCGGAAGAAUCUCAUAUCCCGAAACUGAAGUUUCAAAAGCCAGUUACAACUGCUUCUGAGCAAAUUAAGAGGACUCAAGGAAAGAAGGAUGAGGGCGGCUCCUCAUAUGUGAAUAGUAAAUUACCUUUUCCCAGUAUAAAGGCUCUUGAAAGUCAAGAGACAUCGGCUAUGCCUUCAUCAAACCCAAUGGAGCAAGUUCAGAGGGUGCGGCAAUCUAAAGGAAACCAGGAACUCAAUGACGAGCUUAAGAUGAAGGCUAAUGAGUUGGAAAAGCUCUUUGCAGAACACAAGCUUCGCCUUCCUGUAGAUCAGUCCAGCUCCGCUCGAAGGAGUAAACCUGCUGAGUCCCAGAUAGAACCAGUGGCGUUGCAGCAUAAGAAAUCAGCAGUCCAAGAGGUAGCUCCUGUUAAACUGCCUGAGAAGAACUUAGCGAUUGACUUAAGUGGGAAUUCAGAUAAGGUGACGGACUUCCAUACUCCUCCGUCAAUGAAGAUGUUGGAUAAUCAGGACGCCGACACUCUUAGGAGGAACUUUUCUGACCUUAGUUUCUCUGAUGAUUCUAGAGGAAAGUUCUAUGAAAAGUACAUGCAGAAAAGAGAUGCAAAGUUGAGGGAAGAGUGGGGAUCUAAGAGGGCAGAGAAGGAGGCAAAACUGAAAGCCAUGCAUGAUAGCCUUGAGCGAAGUAGAGCUGAAAUGAAGGCUAAGUUUUCUGGUUCAGCAGAGAGACGUCAAUCACUCUCCAGUACUCGUCAACGUACUGAGAAACAGAGAUCAUUCAAUACGCGAUCAAAUGUGAAGGAGCAGCAAACUGAUCUUGUUCAAAGUGAAGAGGAGGAAUUUGAGGCAUAUCCAGAUGAUGGUGUUUCUAGAAGCAACCAGAUGAAGAAGCCUUUUCCGAACCGUAACUUGUCUUCGUCGACUCCUCGCAGUUCAGUAGCACCGGGUUCAAGGUCUUCGGCAAGGGCUUCCAACUCUCUUUCUGGGAGACGAAGGGCACCUUUAGAAAACCCUCUUGCGCAGUCCGUCCCCAACUUCUCUGAUUUCAGGAAAGAAAACACUAAGCCCUCCUCCGGCAUCAGCAAAGCACCAAAUCGUUCACAAGUGAGAAGCUAUGCUCGAAGCAAGAGUAAUGGCGAAGAUCUGCCUCUUGUCAAGGAAGAGAAAACUCGGCGAUCUGAGUCUUUAAGGAAAAGCUCUGCUGGUCCUGUUGAGUUUAAGGACAUGUCUGCUUCGCACGAUGAUGUGGCUAUUUUGGCUUCACUGGAAUCUGAUCAAGGACAGAUGGAUCAUAGUGUUCAAGACAAAUUCUCAAAAAAUGGUAAUUCAAAGUUUUUCCACGGAAAGGGUAAUGGAGUUGGUCCUGGCGUAGGAUCUAGCAGUGCAAGGAAGGCUUCAACGACAUCUGAAAAUUUGAUGAAUGAUCACGAUUUUGAUGACUCAGAUUUUGUGGCUGAUGAUUUGGUAGACAUGCCAAAAGAGGAAGAUGAUGAUGAUGAUCCUGACAUUGUAGCAGUCCAAGAUUUUGCCAAUGGGAAUUCGAGGUUGAGCCAGGACUCGGAUGAUUCGGUGAAAUCUGGGUCUGAAAUUGAUGAUUCAUUGAGAUCUAUUUCUCAAGUUGACCCUGCUGCUAUUAGUGAAUUUGCUGCUUCUGUGCCAUCAAAAUUCCAUCCGACAGGUUCCCUAAAGGAUUCACCCUGUGAAAGCCCAGUCUCAUGGAAUUCACGCAUUCAAAAUUUGUUUUCCUAUCCACACGAGACUUCAGAUAUUGAUGCUUCCAUGGAUUCUCCAAUUGGAAGCCCUGCGUCAUGGAACUCCCAUACUCUGGGCCAAGCAGAGGUUGAUGCUGCACGAAUGAGAAAGAAAUGGGGGAGUGCGCAGAAACCUUUUCUUGUUGCUAAUUCUUCCUAUACUCAGUCUCGCAAAGAUGUGACGAAAGGCUUCAAACGGCUGUUGAAGUUUGGCAGAAAAAAUCGGGGGACUGAUAGUUUGGUGGAUUGGAUAUCUGCCACGACCUCAGAGGGAGAUGACGAUACUGAAGAUGGAAGAGAUCCUGCUAAUAGGUCAUCAGAAGAUUUGAGGAAGUCAAGAAUGGGAUUUUCCCAGGGUCAUCCAUCUGAUGACAGCUUUAAUGAGAGUGAGUUAACUGAACAGGUUGAAGCCUUAGGUAGCUCCAUACCAGCUCCUCCUGCAAACUUUAAACUGAGGGAUGAUCAUAUCUCAGGAAGCUCUUUGAAAGCCCCCAGAUCAUUUUUCUCUCUUUCAACAUUCCGGAGCAAGGGAAGUGACACGAAACCUAGGUGAUCAUCUGUAGUUUGUAGCCCGAGGGCAUGCUUGAAAUCGUCGAGGGGUCCACUGGAGAGGCUGCUGUCAGACUCAGAUACAGAUGCUUGAUAUUGGCAUGAUAUAGUCUACUGUGUAAGAUUCGUUACUAUUCGAGUCAUGUAUAUCUUUGUGAAUGUGCGAAGACACUCUGGUGAUUUAGUCAGUUAUUUAGGUAGUCACAUGUCGAAAUAUGUUGUAUAUUUGUCUUGGACGCAAGUUCGCCUUCUGGCGCAACUUCCUCAUGAUUUUGGUAGUCCAGGGGCUUUCCUUUUGCCCUUUAUAUUCGUAGCUUUGUGUGAUGUACAUCAGAUGGGACACUUGUUAGCGUCAAAGUCGUCGACAUUGUACCGAGAUAGAUGAUACCGCGGAGCAACAGCUUAUAAAAGAUGAGGAUUGUUUCUCUUA
This is a messenger RNA of Syzygium oleosum, 4979 nucleotides long. RefSeq lists its product as uncharacterized. The transcript has 11 exons. The coding region runs from base 318 to 4553 and encodes 1411 amino acids. The record is from RefSeq and is a predicted model, not a curated record. Lineage: Eukaryota; Viridiplantae; Streptophyta; Magnoliopsida; Myrtales; Myrtaceae.